Aureobasidium subglaciale EXF-2481 is the source of this 642-nucleotide messenger RNA. RefSeq lists its product as uncharacterized. Bases 1 to 642 code for a protein of 213 amino acids. NCBI's taxonomy places the organism in Eukaryota, Fungi, Ascomycota, Dothideomycetes, Dothideales, Saccotheciaceae. Gene Ontology annotation, cellular component: cytoplasm. The record is from RefSeq and is a predicted model, not a curated record. The transcript is spliced from 2 exons.
AUGGCUUCCGUCGAUCCUCGUGUGGCCGCCGUGCUGGAUCGCAGCAACCAAUACGACAACUCUGACGACGAAGAUGCCCUCAUCGCCGAGCUGGAAGAAGACGAGUCCUCCUUGGCCGCUUUCCGUGAACAGCGAUUGCAGCAACUGCACGGCGAACUUGCCCGCGCAAAAGCACAGCGGAACUCGGACUAUGGCUCCUAUACCGAAAUCAAGGAAGAGAGACAGCUCAUGGACAUUACCACUUCUUCAAAGCUGUGUGUCGUCCACUUCAUGAAGCCAGACUUUAAUCGCUGCAGAAUCAUGGACGAAAGGCUUGCUGCAUUAGCGCCUAAGCACUUCGACACCCGUUUCCUCAGCAUCAACGUCGAAAACGCCCCUUUCCUGGUCGUGAAGCUCAAAAUCCAAGUCCUGCCCUGUGUCCUCUCCUUUAUCGACGGUGUCAGCAGCGACAGAAUUGUUGGCUUCGAGGGUAUCGGUUACAAGCCCGACUCCUUCACCCUGCAAGAGCUCGAGGCCCGUCUGCUAAACGCAAAUGUCUUGCUCAGAAGCAAGAUGGUCGACGAGGAUGAACAUGCCAUGAGAUCUGGCGCUGUACGCUCAGCACAUGUCACCGAAGACUAUGACGACGACGAGUGGGAUUGA